This is a messenger RNA of Didymodactylos carnosus, 222 nucleotides long. Lineage: Eukaryota; Metazoa; Rotifera; Eurotatoria; Philodinida; Philodinidae. The record is from the annotation of a GenBank genome assembly.
AUGAUAUGUGAUGGAGAACUUGCUCAUGCUAAUUUUUCUCAGUCUGGUCUUGCAAUUAGUUUAUCAUCGCAAGAAGCUAUUAGUGAAAAAGAUAAAGAUGAAAAUUCUAAUGAUCAAGUAAUAUCUCAAAUGUUAUUAGUAUGUUGUUGGAGAACAAUUAAACAAAUUUCAUCAUUAUUAAGUCGUUUGGAAACAAAUUGGAACAAAAUAUGUUCUGAAUGA